Messenger RNA from Podarcis lilfordi (Lilford's wall lizard), 7768 nucleotides. The record is from the annotation of a GenBank genome assembly. NCBI's taxonomy places the organism in Eukaryota, Metazoa, Chordata, Lepidosauria, Squamata, Lacertidae.
AUGGCCCCCAGAGGUGAGCCACGGGCCGCCUUGAUGAGGGGGAAGUCCCCCCCCCCCGCGAAAACGCCAAUACUUCAGAAUCUAUUAACGUAAAUGAAGGAGAAGAAAGACAGUAGGAGUCCCAUCCUCAGAAGACGUUAGGGCAAUUCCACCAAAUAGUACCUAAUAACAAUGGUGAGACUAGCCUGAAUAGACAAACGCUACGCUUGUGUGUUCCAAAAGUUUAUAUGGUGCCAAGUUACUGGUCAGCGAAAUGCCCCCAAGUUCAGGAGAUGGGGAUCUUUCUGUAAUAAGAAGGACAAAGAGUGAUCUGUGUCCGACGCUUAAAAAAAAAAAGUAGGAGGGAAAUUAUUUUUGUAUAAAAGAUAUAUUUUAGUUUGCGAAGUGCUUUGCAAUAAUAUUGCAUCCUCUGGGCUUAAUAGGUUCCUCAGCAGAAUUAAAGGAACGGGCUGAUUUAAAAGACCCGUCACUCAGCUGUCCCAGAAUCUCUCAGUCUUGGUUCCGCCACAUUCCCUAAACAACCCUUUUUGUGCCUCACCUCACUCUUCUCAGCCCCAUCCCUUUAUCAUUAAGAACUUUUGAAGUGCAGUUAGUGAUUCUAACCCUGGUCAGUCUCAAGCAAAUGUGGUUUGUGUGCGUGCGCGCGCCCGCGCGCAUGUCUCGAGAAAGCACGACAGUACCCUAACAACCCUCAAUAAACACAUGCAUAAUCACCACCAUACCCAAUUCCUUUGCUACAAUACACCCUCAAUUUUCAGCCCUAGCAACUGCCUGGGGGGGUUUAAUCUUCCAAAGAGAAAGGGGGGCUCCCUGCGCAAAAUUACGCCUUCUCCUCUCAUUUGUUAGCUGGUUCCAUCAAAAACUUCGCUAUUUAUAGGCUACACACACGAACGUGGAGUAAUACAAACCCUCCUGUGUUUGUUCCCUUUUGCAAAGUGACCGGUGUUGCAGCUUUUGAUCGCUUUGCUUCGAGAGCUGCGCAGAGGACGAGCUACAAUCAAAGCGGGCUGAGAGCAGACCUCCAAGCUGCAGAGAGUCCGUGUAAACUGCUCGCCGCACAGCCAUGUGAGUACCUCCCUAUGACCCCCGCCCCGCAAAAAUGUGUAAGGUUUGUAUUCUUGGUGAGCGGAAAGCAAUUAUGAAAGGGGAGGAGGGGUGGUAUAGUAAAUGAAAAGUGGGUGACGGAAGGCACCACGGAGAGAGAGAGAAAGGUUUGCUAAGUGACUACCUUGUCUCCUGAGUCUAAAUCAGCUGAGAACGGGCAGCAAAAUGACCAUGUGUCGCUUCGUUCCAAUUCUCCUGAUAGUGGCAGUUAGACAUUCCCCCUAAAAUUGGGCAAUAUCGGACGGAUAAGAUCCGUAUGAGAACCAAAGCCCAAGGAUUACAGGGAUCACUGAUACUUCGCAAGCAAAAAAUGACUGGUGGGCACUGGGCAGCUGCCGCCUUAUAUGAUAAAGAAACAGGCUGCAAAUUCUGCAAAGGAGGCUUAAGUUCACUCUUUCAGAAGACGAGGAAAGAGGGCCCCAGGGAGCCUGUAGAAGAGUGCGAAAAGAACCUUAGCCAGUACCCAUGCGCUGCCUUGUAUCCUCCCAAAUGUAUAAGCUUUCUCUGCUUUUCAAGCAUUCCCAAGCAUCCCCCUCCGUCACAAUGAAGUACCCCCCCCCCCAAUUGCAUAUAGCCUACGCGUUAAAUUGCAGGUUUCGUGCAGGUGGGACAGGGAGGACUGGAGAGGAAUGUAAAUCUGAGCAGGAAAAUGGGCUUUUACCGAGGCAGGUGUGUUGCUUAAAAGGGGUAUAAUCGAUUGCCAGGGACAGAAAAACCCUUCUGGAGAGCAGGGUGUGCAGCAGAAUUGAGAUCUGCGGGACCUGGGCUCUGAUCCCAGUUUAGCGUGGCAUGAAAUUAACAAAGGCAGAGGCAUCGUGCCCUGGAAGUCACCUCUAUUCAUAAAGGAAGAAGGGCAGGAGUAGGAAAGCGAAAGAGCCCCAGUGAGUGGCUGUGUGUGUUUCGUUCCGUCUCCGUGUAAAGUUCAGGCAGAGGGGUGGGAGAGGUGGGAUUCGCAUUGCUUGGUACCAAGCUCCCAUGAUGGACUGGUGGGCAUUUGGCAUGGAAGGAGGCUUGCCAUGCCUAGGCACAUAGCUGAGGGGCCAGCGCAGUCCCAGAAAAUAGCAGCAAGAACUUGCAGGGACUGUGCUCGAACUUUGCUGCCUCAUGUGGAAAAAGUGACUUCGAUCCAGGGCCAUUUAUAGGCGACAGUAAAACCUCCUUUUCAAUGAGCGGCAGUGACAGCAAAGCGAGUGAGCUGCCUUUUAGCCUCAACGCUGCCCCUUCAAAGCUCUAGUCUGUCCUCGCUCGGUCGGGGAAGACGUGAAGCCUUGUUUCCGCUGACCCGUUGAAUUGACCUUGGCAGGCUAGGGCAGGUAGGCAGGUGAGACUUUUAUUCACCUGCAUUUCAGGUCACACACAGUUAUGCACACAAUGCAAGGCACCUGUGGGGCUGAAAGUGGGCCAGGCAUACAUGGCAGGUAGCAGAUCACACAAACCAAAAAUAAGGGAAUCUAGUGAAAAUGACAAUCGUUUCUAUCAAAGGAUUGUCUAUAAAAGGGUCCCCCUCCAGGUUUAAAUAAUGUCUCACAUGUUCCCCAUAAAUAAAGCAGGUUGGUCCAUCUCUGUAACUUAUUUUCAACUUCCUUUUCAUCAAGUUUGUUUAAACAGCACACUUUGAAAACAAUGUCUUUAACUAUCUUGAGGAAGUAUUAGAAGCUUUAAAAAAUCCACUUGAAGCAAAGAUUCAUGCAAUUAAGUUUCUCAUCUUUCCACCCUGUGUUAACAUCCCCCUGCAUCUUUUUAUGCCUCCAUUUUUGAGUGAAAGGUAAAAAGAAAUACAUAGUAGCACAGAGAUAGGAUACUUUAUGGGUGGAUAGAAAGAAAGAAUAUUAUUCAUAUCACAUUUGAAAAAGCAAAAUCUAAUAGUACCCUCAUGAUAUUUGGGUGCCUGCAAUCUUUAAUUGCUCUUUGACUGUAAAAAGUUAAUAAACUCAGAAAAUAAGUCAUAACAAAACAGUCUCAGUUGGAUCUGAGGACAGGAGCUGUUUGCACUUCAGUUACACUUCAGUACUGGGUUGCAAUGUCCAGUUUCAGAACUUUUGCCCUUCAUUUGCCUAGAGCUGACGGAGGUGUUAGUUCAAAUUUGUGUGAGAAAGAGCCUGGAAGUUUGAUGACUUGUGAAAAGUUUUGCCUCUGCAAUACAGUUACUUUUGAAAAGUAUAGAUUUCUGAUUCUGGUUUCAGAGAAUAAACCAGUUUGAUUAUUUCAUAUUCUAGUAUAAUCCGUCCCUUUCUGCAUGACAGAAGAUCCCCAUAUAGUACAAUGCAGAAGAUCUCACUGGAUUCAAGUCACCCUAAGUGCAUCACAAUAUGUUUGGCCAUUAUGUCUAGUGAUAACAGCAGGCUGCACCUCUUUUAUGUAAAUCCAUAUUACUAGGGGUUCCGGAUGGAUCUAUGGAUCUGUGUAUGGAAAAAAAUGGAAAAUUCAUUCCUUGGAAGAAAUAGCCAAGCAUGCUUUGAGAACUGGCAGGUAAUGUGUGUGGGGGGUAUUCAUUAUGUCAUAUACAAAUUUUCAUCCCACAUGAACAGCUCUGUGAGCUCUGUGUUUCUAAGUAUUUUUAGUUAGAUUUCAGUUUUAUUUUGUAUUAACCUUGUGUAGAAUGAGUGAAAUUUUACACAACUGCCUCUGUUGAAAGUAGUGUUUGAGGCGAGAUCAGGUGAUAUAUAAAAAAAAAUCUGUCAUGGCUUGUUCACAAACGCAUGCCGCUAUUUCAAACUGUGAUGGCCAAUGUGAUUAAACUUUGCCCAUAGUUCUUGAUAAAGGUAGUUAGGUCGAUGGGCAUUCAUCCUUUAAUUUUCAAUAAAAGAGAUUCUAGGUGAAAAAAUCCCAGAUUCAACAGACAUAGGGCAGGACAACCUGCAUUUAUUCCUCAUAACACACCUGCCUGAGUUCCCUCAAAUUUAUUCCCAGUUCUAUCAAUGUCCCCACAUUAGUCUUUCCUCCAUCCUAUCCUUAUUUCCUUCUCCCUUUCUUAAACUACUUUUUCUUGCAAUUAUCUACUUUAACCCUUCCACACCUCCUCUUUGCCUAACACUCCAGCCAUCCCCAGCCUAUCUUAUGGACACAUGUCAUAGUCUUCCAGAUAUUGCCGAUUUCCAACUUCCAUCAACCCUAGCUAUCAUGGGCAGUGAUCAGGAAUGAUGGAAGAUGUAGUUUAACAACAUCUGGAUGGCUGCAGGUUCCCCGUGCCAUUAGUCCAUCUAGCCAUUAUUAUUUACUCUGACUGGCAGGAGGUCUCCAGAGUCUGAGGUCCCCCCACCCCCAUUACGUGUCCUUCUUGCUAGAGAUGCUCUUGGGACCUUCUGCAUGCAAAAACAUGUGCUCUACCAGAGUUAUUGCCCAUUUCCUUCAUUUUUAUCACACCCAAAUAAUAAUCCAUUUCCAGUUAACAAUCUGUGUUCUCUAUUUUCCAGCUUUUAUCAAGAAUAACAUUAGCACAAGCCUGCAUCAAAACUUUUAAACUUUCAUUUGUGUGCUAAAAUCGCAUCACAAAAUAUUUGCAAGUGAGGUGUUUUAAUUUGGAUUCUGCAUGCAGAAUAAAUUUAAAUUCUGCAUAAUUAUUGCAAGCUAAACACUGGCCCCACACACAGUUUUGGAGUAUUAAAGCAUCAGUUUUUAGGUUUCCUUAGGCUUGACUUGGAAAAGAGCAUGGGGCGGGCGGGCGGGCUACAAAGCUAAGCUAUACAAGGAUUAGCAGCCCACAAGACCAACCUGCUGUCAAUCAAAAUGAACCAAGUCCUGUUAGGUGCAGUAUGGUCUUAUAAACAUUUAAUACAGAUCUUGCAAAUGGUAAGUAGUGGGUGGAGAAGCAGCAUUAAAGUUGGGUAUAUUCUUAUUUAGUGAAUGAACACAAGGUAGUAAGUUCUAAAGAGGCUAAGUUAUUUAUGUAAUAAAUAAGAGAUAAGUAAAAGGUGAAUUGUUCUAAUGUGGAGACUGCUGUGUGUUACUCUGUCUUUUGGUUCACAGAGAGAAAACAGGAAUUCUUCUCCCACUUCUCCCAAAUGGGAAGAGGUGUUACAGUUGCAGUUUUCCUCAUAACACAAGAGGGGGUUUUGUUUUAGUAGUUACUUGACCUUGGUCCUAUAGAUAGAUUCAGAUUACAGGCCAACAAAAAGUUUACUAAAGAAGAAGGCCGGCUUUCCCUCUGUUGGCACAAAACACAUUCUCAAGGAUGCAAAAAUGUGUACUAAAUCCUGUGUAAAUCAGUGUGAGUCACUGUAGCGUUUAUUAAUUAGAUGAAUGUCCUAUUUAUCCUAUUUAACAAGUUCCAUACAAACUGGAUUAUUCAGUGAUCAGUGUCAUGCCCCCAAAUCUCUCUGUCUGAGAGAGAAAAUGAAGGAGGAUAUAUAUGAAAAAAAGCAACUGGACAUUUUACAAAAUCCCUCUUUUAAAGUUCCUCCUGCUUAUAAAUCAUCAAAUGCUCAUCUUAAUAAUGAUAGAAGUUAUGUCUGGUCAGGUUUUUAAAUGUAUAAAAAUGCAUGUUUAUUUUGGGUCAAGGGGUUUGCAAACCCUAAAUAUGCCCAUACAUAUUCUUCUUUGAUGUUGCAUACACACAUGUGCAUGAGGGCACACGACCACAUUUCCUGGGUGUAUGUUCUCUCCAAGUCUUGACAAUUGGGUGGGAGUCAUGUUUCAUAUUUUAAACUACUUUAAAGUCACAGCCCUACGUAGUUACUUACCUGUAACUGUGCACAGGACCAUGACCUUGAAUCAUUUAAGAAUCCUGAAUGGAAUCCAAGUUGCUAAUGUCAAAGUAAGCAUCUUUCUGUCUCUUUGAAAAAAUAACAAUACCCAUAUGGAUUUACUAUAUUUAAUCCACAGUUUCUUGCCACCUGCUUUGAAACCAGGUUCAUUGGUUGGCGGCUUGAAUACAAGAACCAUAGUUUUCAAAUAAUGAAUUGUGCCUUUGACCUAAAAUGAGUAACAUGUUCACUGAUGUACCUUAAAACCUCAGUGAUUUUGCAUGCUUUUCCUUGGGAGCUGUGAAAUAAGCUAGGUCAGUAAUUAAAAGCAAGAGAAAAUUGAGAAGCAAAAGAGAAAAUCUGGAAAGGGAGAAGACAAAAAGAGAGGAAGACACAUAACAGGAAAAGAUAAAACAAACUUCAGAAAGAAAGAAAGAAAGAAAGAAAGAAAGAAAGAAAGAAAGAAAGAAAGAAAAGAAAGAAAGUCUGGAAGAAGCAGGAAGAAAAGAAAGAUAAAAAGUAUGAUUUUAAAAGGAGCUAAGCUGAGAAAAGCCCAAAGGGGAACGAACUCAAAGUCAUCUUUCCCCAUGACUUUCCAGCGUUAGUUUUUGUGGGGCACAGCUUGGCUGCGAGGGAGCUUGAGAAGCCCUGUUGUAUAGGAGCGGACAUUUCCCAGAGAGUCGGUGUCACAGGAUGUCUGAUGGCAUCACACACACAUCCACGCACACACACAACUCCCCGCCGCUGCCAAACCCAAACAGUCAUCAACUCCACUCAGUGUGCGCAAAUUGAUGGAAGCCUCCGCGGAGUGAACUGGCAACAUCUGUCCGGAAAAUUCUCAGAGACGCAGAUGCAUUUCUUUAGACAGGUCAGCACUUCCUACCCGGGCAGCUCUGACAGCUACCUGUCACGGGGAGGAAACCCCUCUCGGAGCUGCAGGGCUCAGGAUCCUUAGCAGCGGCAGCUCCGCCGCUGACAGGGAGCCAGUCCCUCCAGCUCUCGGAAAUCAAUGGCCCCCAGAGGUGAGCCACGGGCCGCCUUGAUGAGGGGGGAGUCCCCCCCCCGCGAAAACGCCAAUACUUCAGAAUCUAUUAACGUAAAUGAAGGAGAAGAAAGAUAGUAGAAGUCCCAUCCUUAGAAGACGUUAGGGGCAAUUCCACCAAAUAGUGCCCAAUAACAAUGGUGGCUCUAGGCUGAAUAGACAAACGCUACGCUUGUGUGGUCCCAAAGUUUACUUAGUGAGAAGAUAUUGGUCAUCUGUACAGUAGCAUCUCUUCUCUCCUACUCCUAUCCCAAAUAAGCUGCGGGUGAGUUCACCAAUUAUUAGUACUUCUAUACUCCUGCUGUGUUCUCAACAGCCGUGUGAGAUAGCCAUGUGAAUCCCAUUUCACAGAUGGAAGACUGAUUCAAAGAGGGUGAUUUGCUCAAGGUCACUCAGUGGGUUCAUGACAGAUAUAAGGAACACAGGCUUUCAAAAUUUCAAGUUCAACCUACGAGAAAGCUAAUGCUUUAUAGGGCUCCCCUUUAUACAAAUCCCCCAUCUCCAUUAUUAUUCUAAAUAUAUCGGCAAUAUUCGGAUACAUUUUUGCCAGGCACCAGUAGUCAACAAGGGGAGGCAGAAUGCCACUAGCUUAGCAAAACAAAAAACCCCACACAUUCUACAUUCAUAAUCACGAUCAAGCCCAGUUCCUUCGCUGUAAUACACCCACAACUUUCAGCUCCAGCAACUGCCCCGGAAAGCAGGGUGGGGGGGUGUCUCCGUGCAAAAUUACGCCUUCUCUUCUCAUUUGUUAGCUGCUUCCAUCUAAAAGUUCGCUAUUUAUAGGCUACAUACAAGAAUCUGGAGUAAUACAAACCCUCCCGUGUUUGUUCCCUUUUGCAAAGCGAUCGGUGUUGCAGCUUUUGAUCGCUUUGCUGCGGGAGCUGCGCAGAGGACGAGCUACAAACAAAAACGGGCCGAGAGGAGACCUUCAGCUUUCUGA